AGUGCAUCAGAGCGGCUCACCUGUGUGUGGAUGACCGUCCUCUCGUCGCCUCGGUGAACCCAGCCCGUUCUGCUUUGGAGAACCUCUCGGGCUCCUCCAGAUGUGAUGACCUUCUGGCGUGGACCUCGGUCUUCAGGUACAGAGAAACCCGAUCCAGCAUGGAGUGGAGGCGGGCUGCUCUGGUCGGCCUCAUCAUGGCGGCGUGUUUCUGCAGCAGCGGCGCUCAGACAACAGUCUGUACCGAAGAGGCCGUGGCAGACAUCGUCUUCCUGGUCGAUGGCUCGUGGAGCAUCGGCGCCGAGAACUUUGAGCAGAUCCGCCAGUUUCUGUUCACGCUGGUCGAUAGCUUUGAUGUCAGCCCUGAUCACGUCCGCAUCGGCCUUGUCCAGUACAGUGACAAUCCACUCACAGAGUUUCUGCUCAACACCUUUGAGAACAAGGACGACAUCCUCAACAACAUCAUCAAACUGCCUUACAGGGGGGGCGGCACCAUGACCGGUAAAGGCUUGGAAUUCAUGUCGAACGAACACUUUGUGGGGAAAGCUGGAAGCCGAGCUGCGCAGAAAGUGCCGCAAAUUGCUGUGGUGAUCACUGAUGGCAAAUCCCAAGACGAUGUAGAGUCUCAUGCUAAGAACCUGAGGAGAAGAGGGAUUGUUUUGUAUGCAAUUGGUAUCAAAGAUGCAGAUGCAAGCCAGCUGAGGGAGAUUGCAAAUGACGAUCAGCAUGUUUACAGUGUGUCAGAUUUUGCAGCGCUGCAGGGAAUUUCUCAGAACAUCAUCCAGACGCUAUGCACAACUGUAGAAGAAGCCAAACGACAACUCCUGCAACUGUCUCCAGAAUGUGCCAGAGCCACCGUGGCAGACAUCGUCUUCCUGGUUGACAGCUCAACUAGCAUUGGCGUUGAUAACUUUGAGGAAAUUAGGCAGUUUCUCCGAAGUUUCAUUUUAGGCCUUGACAUCGGCCCUGACAAAAUUCGGAUUGGCUUGGCUCAGUAUAGCGACGAGACCUACCAGGAGUUUCUGCUGAAAGAUCACAUGGACAAGGAUUCUCUGCUGGCUGAAGUCGAUCAGUUUCCAUAUCGAACAGGAGGCACAGAAACAGGAAAGGCCAUUGACUUCCUCCAGUCAGUGUACUUCACUCAGGAGGCAGGGAGCCGGGCGAGCCAGCGAGUUCCUCAGUUUGCUGUAGUCAUCACAGACGGGGACUCCACGGAUGACGUAGUCGAGCCCGCCAAGCGCCUGCGCGAUCAAGGAGUUAUCAUAUUUGCCAUUGGGGUGGGAGAUGUUAACAAGCAGCAGCUCGAGUCUAUCGUAAACCUACCUGCACACCACUUCCUUUACACUAUCGAUAGCUACCAGGCUCUACAGCGGCUAACAGACAGUCUGCUGCAAACUGUAUGCAUCUCCGUGGAGAGUCGGAGUCAAGCGUUGGCAGAAAAGUUUGCAGACAUUUUCUUCCUGGUGGACAGUGGCAUCAGUCAAGCAGAUUUCCAGCAGGUCAGAACCAUCCUGGUCCGACUGGUCAAUCAACUCAACAUUGGAGCUUCUGGCAACCGUCUCGGACUGGCCCAGUACGGUACGGUUACCAAAGUGGAGUUUCUCCUUAAUGCUUUCCAACCUUUCCAGAUCAGUUUUGGGUCUGGUGUUGCUGCUGAGCCCGUUCUCAUCCUCUGGACGUCCAAUGGAAACACCUCCGAGCAUCAGCCUCGCAUCCCUGUGGAUGAGCGGGGUUACUGCUGUGAUGGGGCAAAAGCUCAGCCUGCUGCCAGGAUGCACGAAGAGGCAAAGACCGAGCAGCAAUUAGGACUGACCCUGGAGGAGAUUAGCGACCUCCACAGAUCCACAUCUUGA
Haplochromis burtoni (Burton's mouthbrooder) is the source of this 1850-nucleotide messenger RNA. RefSeq names its product collagen alpha-4(VI) chain-like. NCBI's taxonomy places the organism in Eukaryota, Metazoa, Chordata, Actinopteri, Cichliformes, Cichlidae. The transcript is spliced from 7 exons. The record is from RefSeq and is a predicted model, not a curated record. Bases 159 to 1850 code for a protein of 563 amino acids.